Sporothrix schenckii 1099-18 is the source of this 888-nucleotide messenger RNA. Its product is annotated as microtubule-associated protein, RP/EB family. The coding region runs from base 1 to 888 and encodes 295 amino acids. The transcript is spliced from 4 exons. Gene Ontology annotation, cellular component: microtubule plus-end; microtubule organizing center; cytoplasmic microtubule. Gene Ontology annotation, biological process: protein localization to microtubule plus-end; spindle assembly; regulation of microtubule polymerization or depolymerization. Gene Ontology annotation, molecular function: microtubule plus-end binding. The record is from RefSeq and is a predicted model, not a curated record. Lineage: Eukaryota; Fungi; Ascomycota; Sordariomycetes; Ophiostomatales; Ophiostomataceae.
AUGGGUGAAUCAAGGUACGCACUUCCUCACCGCGUUCCCGAAGACUACUCGAACAAAAACCUUCGUGCGAUCAGGGUUCGUUUCCGGCGCUCCUUCUUUCAAGGACGUGCACGGCGGUGGUCUGAGCGCAUGAUGGCACAGGAACUCGUGCAAUGGCUGAACAGCCUCCUGCAGCUCAACGUCACAAAGGUCGAGCAGUGUGGAACAGGAGCCGCCCUGUGCCAGGUCUUCGACAGCAUCUUCCUCGACAUCCCCAUGUCGCGCGUCAAGUUUAACGUCAACACGGAAUAUGCCUACAUACAAAAUUUCAAAGUCUUACAAAGGAGCGUUCCCAAGGUCCCCCGACUAACCCGCAUAGGCUGCUUCCAGAAGCACCAAGUCGACCAUCCCAUCCCCGUCCAGGCCCUCGUCAAGUGCAAGAUGCAGGACAACCUCGAAUUCCUGCAGUGGACCAAGCGCUACUGGGACCAGCACUACCCUGGCGGCGACUACGAUGCCGUCGCGCGGCGGAAGGGCGCCCCAGUCUCGGCCGGUGGCGCUGCGCGCGCGCCCGUCUCAGCAGGUGCCGUCCGGCGAGGCACGACGCCCACAACAGGGCCGCGGAUCGGCAAGGCCGUGGGCGGCGCCGGCGCCGGCUCGGCCGCCCUGCAGCAGGAGAACAACACGCUUAAGGAGACCGUGGUGGGCCUCGAGCGCGAGCGCGAUUUCUACUUUAGCAAGCUGCGCGACAUUGAGCUGCUGAUCCAGCAGGCGGUCGAGGAGGACCCGGAGCUCGAAAAGCAGGAGGAUGGCCUCGUCAAGCACAUCCAGACGAUCCUGUACUCGACCGAGGAGGGCUUUGAGAUCCCUGCCGAGGAGGCCGGUCUCGACGACCAGGAGACAUUCUAG